GGCGUUAAUAGGGGACGAUGGACUAGAUAGAUGAAGAGUUUGUGUUUGAUGAACCGGAGAAUAACGUUUAUAGCUUGAAGAUACGGCAUUUUUUGGGCGAUAGUUUGUAAAUUGGUAAUGAGACACUCUCUUUUCCCCUUCCAUGAGUAUAACCGCCUUAGACAAGGAGGUAAAUACUUCGUCCAUGCCUGGGCGAAGCUAACGCGCCCGUGUCGUCUCGUCUUAGAAGGAGAGCUAAGAUUGAUCAGUUACUUUACAUUUUACAUAUCGUGGUUGCGCACCUACCGGUCAUUUAGCUUUAUACUCAACAGAAGAUUUGCAACUCGUUUUCCCGCAGUCUUUUACUUUGUAUAUGUAGCUAGUCCCAUCAUCACUUCGUAUUCCCGUCCUCAACCAGCACGCGUUUACGGGGUCGUUGGCUUCUGCGGUGGCCAUUUCGUCGUAUAUAUCGGGUUCGGACAAGUAAGGCAGGAGCCGUGUUUUCGUGAAGGGUUUGUUUAUGUGCUCGUAGUAAGGAAUGACGGUAGGCAGAGUGGCGUUUUAUCUAUGAGCAGGCGCUGCCUCGCAGAGAGGAUGGCUGCAAUGCCCGGGCUGGCGGUAGAGCACACGAGGAUAUUUGCACCACACGAGCGUGCAACAAACGACGGGUAGGAGCAUGCUUGGUAGCACAGUCCCGUGCCUUUUCAGCCGAUUGUAGACAUGCUAACGGCAGCAUGCAGGAUAGUCUUCGUGAUCGCCGAUCAGGAUCCAACCACCUACCGUUCACUGCGCACUUUCGCAACGCUCCCGCCUCCACCGUGACGCCCGCACAACACCUACCGC
Molecule: messenger RNA, 822 nt
Organism: Aplosporella prunicola CBS 121167
Lineage: Eukaryota; Fungi; Ascomycota; Dothideomycetes; Botryosphaeriales; Aplosporellaceae
Exons: 1
Coding region: 118-651 (177 amino acids)
Source: RefSeq, a predicted model, not a curated record